This is a messenger RNA of Acipenser ruthenus (sterlet), 3575 nucleotides long. It is a transcript of the gene rrp8, whose product is annotated as ribosomal RNA processing 8. Gene Ontology annotation, cellular component: chromatin silencing complex; nucleolus; rDNA heterochromatin. Lineage: Eukaryota; Metazoa; Chordata; Actinopteri; Acipenseriformes; Acipenseridae. The record is from RefSeq and is a predicted model, not a curated record. Bases 1184 to 2974 code for a protein of 596 amino acids. Gene Ontology annotation, biological process: rDNA heterochromatin formation; regulation of transcription by glucose; cellular response to glucose starvation. The transcript has 8 exons. Gene Ontology annotation, molecular function: methyltransferase activity.
GUCUGUGCAGACAGAGCGUGGACAGCUUUGGUAGAUGAACAGUCCUGAGCAGAACCAAAAUGGAGGAGGUGUUGAGAGAAAUUCUAAUCGCAGAAGUAGAUGCAAUCGAAGUUCCCUUUGUGCCCCACCAGCUUCAUAAUUUACAGCAUGAUCAGAAAAUGUAUAGAAGAAACAGUCACUGCUAUAAAGAGAUAAUAUAAACGUAUGUGAGACAAAUUAAUUAGUAUUAUAACGGGCAUGAUUCCCCCUCCCCCCUCACAAAGGGGUUGUUAGACAGUACUGCAUUUUGAUCUGGGAGAAAAAUAGUUCAAAUACUUGCACAUAUGGUCACAUAUCUCACUUCAACUACCUGUUAUUAAAGCUGAUUUAUUCUUCUUAAUUCAAAGUAGGUUAUUUCCUGUCCCUGACAGCCUUUCAUCAAUAAAUAACCAAUUAACCUGCUGAAAAUAAGAGCAGUUUAAGGUUCAUUUCAACCGUUUAGCUUAUUUUAUUUUUUACAUGUUUAAAACUUUAGAAUAAAUAUCUGAAUAUUUGAAAAGUAUAAUAAAUGUGUUGAAAAAGAGUCAAGUCAUUUUGUAUUACAAAUCAUUCAUAAGAUAAUUAUUGACAUGACUCGAAGGCGAUUCACACCCCCGACUAGGUGGCAGUAGCACAUGGAGUGAGGAUUGUAUCUGGUUGCCUACAUACUUCUUCGUCAGCCAACGCUCGUCUACUGCUUCAGCGCUGUACCUCUUGAGAAGCUGUGCGGCUGUGCAGACUUUUAACCCCGUGGAUGCGUGACCUGGUGACGUCUUUUCCGGCUGAGUUCACGCAGACGAUGAAUUUGGACAGGUUUUCCGCAGCAUCUGCGCAGACUUAGCAAAGUCUGCGUAUCGUGAACGCACCCAUUGUUCUGGAUUGUAGGUUCACCCCAUACCAAAAGAUGGCGCAAUCGAAUAUGUUGAUUACUGAUAUAAUCACAUACUCUAUUUCCUAUCUACACACGUGCAGAGACAGAAGUUGUUUAACGUGUGUGUUCUGUGCGAAUUCUGAGGCGUAAGAGCAUAAAUACAAUUUUGGUUGAGUUUUUUUUUUUUUUUUCAAACGAAGAAUUCUAUUUGUAAGUCUCUUGUCCCAGGGGCAGGACCUCUCUUCCAUUCUGUGGCUGACAUUGUUUUAGUUUCCAGGCCUUCCUUCUGCCAUCAUGUUUGCUGACGAGGAGUGGAACGAUGACUUUACUGCGCAGAUGUUGACACAGACUGUGUCCCAACAAGAAGGGAAGUCGCGCAACAAGAUGACAUCCGUUCCAAAAGAGGGACUGGCUAGGAAGAAGAGUCUCCUGCGGACACUGCAAGCGCUCGGCUCGGUCCUGGACUGGAACACAGCACCAGGUUCGGGUUCAACUGACAGCGAGGCAGAGGAGACCCCCCAGACAGCCACCAAGAAGAGGAGAAAGAAGGUCUGCAAACAUGCAGAGAGUGCAGAGCAGGGGUGCUCCAGUGAGAACCUCCAGGAGAAGGGGGGUGGGGUUUCAGUGGAGAGGAAGCAAAAGAGAAUAAAGAGUAAUGGUAAAACAGGGCAGCAGGCUGGAGAGAAGAGACUUCUGGAAACAGGCAAGGACAAAUGCUCAACAAUUGAAGAUUUGCAGUCUUUCAAGAAACAAGGGAAGAAGGAGAAGAGCGAAGAGAUUAGAUUGCAUCGUAAGCAAUGGAAGAACAAGUUAAAGAACAAAAGAAAGAAUAAAAACAAAUAUAAACAAAAUGGACAGAUAAGCGAAACCCCAGCUGCUACAAGGAGCACAGAUACACUAGUAAGUGACAAACACAGCAAUGAGGGAGAAACAAGCAAUAAACUCUUAGAUUUAGAAAGCAGAAAUGGGCAGCAGAAUAAUAAAUGCCUUGGGCAAAACAAAACCCAGAAGGAAGUGUACACUGGGGUGAUAGAUUUCAAUCUGAAGGAGAAGAACAGCAGACAUUCGACAGUUAAGAAGGCAACAGUCAAAGGGAGGAAUUUGAAAGGAAAGACAGUUGAACCCCAAACCCAGCACGUUGAAACCUGGGAUUCAAACAGAACCAAGGCUGCAACAGAAAAACCUCAGAUACAUGCAAACACUGUGACUGACUGUGAGGAGGAGGGGGGGAAGGCUUCAAGCUAUAGAAAAAAGCAUGUCAUAAACAGGCAGAGAGAAAAAUUGCGGCAGGUUCUGGGGUCCCAGGCCACAGAGUCUGACAUGAGACCGUCGGAGAAGGAGGAGGCAGAAGGCAUAGGGAUGGGUGAAUCUCAGGCUUGUGCAGAGGAAGAAAAGAGCCCCCCUGCCCCCCUGCCAGACCGCUCUGCUGCCCUGCGAGCUAGGAUGGAGCAGCGAUUAGAAUCGGCACGGUUCCGCUACAUCAAUGAGCAGCUCUACACUUCCUCCAGCCAGGAGGCUUGCAAGCUGUUCCACGAGGACCACACAUCCUUCGAGAUCUACCAUCGUGGCUUCACUGCACAAGUGACACGCUGGCCGCACAAUCCAGUUGACUCAAUCAUCAGCUACAUCCGCAGCAAGCCCCCCUCUCUGGUAGUAGCAGAUUUUGGCUGUGGUGACUGUAAGAUUGCACGCAGCGUAAAGAACAAAGUGUAUUCCUUCGACCUGGCACCUGUCAACAACCUUGUCACUGUCUGUGAUAUGGCCAAUGUCCCUCUUCCUGAUGGCUCAGUGGAUAUAGCCGUGUUCUGUCUUUCUCUGAUGGGGACCAACCUGUAUGACUUCCUGGUGGAGGCAAACAGAGUCCUGGUGACGAGGGGUGUGCUGAAGAUUGCUGAGGUAGCCAGCAGGUUUGAGAAUGUUCGCAACUUCAUCAGCGCUCUGGCAUCAUUGGGGUUCAAGCUACUUAGUAAGGACACAGAAAACAGUCACUUCUACACCUUCGAGUUCAUGAAGGCCGGGAGCCCUCGAGGGACGAGUAGGCAGACUGGGCUGGAGCUAAAGCCCUGCGUCUACAAGAAGCGCUGAGGAAUGGAAAGCCAGAUAAAUCAGUGAUAGCAAACAACAAACAUGGAGUUAGGAGAAGAGGGCUCGAGGAAAUGGAAAGAUAUAUGGACAACGAGCUGCUAAUUGUGUUUGCAAGGGAGCUUGUGUAAAAGCCUGUUCUGAAUCUGAAAGCAAAAGCAGACUAUCAGCAAAAAAAUAAAAAAUAUAUACAAAUAAAAUAGAGGGGGAGGGGAGUUAUUGAUUCCUUCGCUGCAAAUCACAAUAAACGGGUUAUACUAAAAUUCUGCCGACUGCUGCCUGCUUCAUUAUGUAAGUAAAUGGCUCAGUUCCUCUCUCGUUUUUCUUUUUUGUUUAGCAACAGCAUGUAUAUUUUGGCAUGUCGAGGUAGGGAUUUUGUGAUGAAACUCCUUUUACAGGGUUUGUGAAAUGCAUUUUGGUGCAGCAUCAUACAUAUGUAGAAACAUAACAGAUUAAUAGGAUUCAGCAAGUCUAGUGGCCAACUGGCCUAGUCUGUAUGACAACCAGAGAUGAGGAGUGUAGCCUUUUUGUUCUUCGUGUUUUAAAGUUAUUUAUAAUUGUACUGAUUCUGCAAAAUUGUAAUAAAAGAUUUGACUCCCUAGAA